CAUUCAUCUGACAUUAAGUGCUUUGUCUUUUUUUCAGUUGUCCUUAUUGGAGAUUCUGGUGUUGGAAAGAGUAAUCUCUUAUCUCGAUUUACUCGAAAUGAGUUUAAUCUCGAAAGUAAGAGCACCAUUGGAGUAGAGUUUGCAACCAGAAGCAUCCAGGUUGAUGGGAAAACAAUAAAGGCACAGAUAUGGGACACGGCAGGGCAGGAGCGAUACCGAGCUAUAACAUCAGCAUACUAUCGUGGAGCUGUAGGUGCCUUAUUGGUGUAUGACAUUGCUAAACAUCUCACAUAUGAAAAUGUAGAACGAUGGCUGAAAGAACUGAGAGAUCACGCUGAUAGUAACAUUGUUAUCAUGCUUGUGGGCAAUAAGAGUGAUUUGCGUCAUCUCAGGGCAGUUCCUACAGAUGAAGCAAGAGCUUUUGCAGAAAAGAAUGGUUUGUCAUUCAUUGAGACUUCCGCUCUAGACUCUACAAAUGUAGAAGCUGCUUUUCAGACAAUUCUGACAGGUAAGACUUGAAUUUUUAGAUUAUAC
Messenger RNA from Leptonychotes weddellii (Weddell seal), 534 nucleotides. Lineage: Eukaryota; Metazoa; Chordata; Mammalia; Carnivora; Phocidae. The record is from RefSeq and is a predicted model, not a curated record.